Oppiella nova is the source of this 825-nucleotide messenger RNA. The record is from the annotation of a GenBank genome assembly. NCBI's taxonomy places the organism in Eukaryota, Metazoa, Arthropoda, Arachnida, Sarcoptiformes, Oppiidae.
AUGACCCCGCAUAUCUUUGCCGAAGACUUGCCACGAUCUCAUCCGUUUGACAGUAUCGACAGCACCGGUAGUAUUGACUACAACACCGAUAAUAUGUCGAGGAAUAGGACAACGAGAAUGCGGUUAAGAAGCGAUACAACUCUGUGUCAAGGCUUCGGCGGCAAAGACUCUUUGGACCGAUUCGGUGAUGACUUGUGUGAAGUCUUAUUGUCUUUCCUAUCACUCUCUUCGCGGUUCCGAUGUGAAUGUGUGUCCAAACAGUGGCAGAGAGUGGUAUACCAGACACAAACGGAUCUCAUAAUUAGUGGCUGCGGUAUAAGCCACAAGAGGUUUGAAUGGAUACUAAGAAAGUGUGCAAACAUUACACACAUUGAAUGCACGGCUUAUGUGUUGACCGACUCUAUGGUGAACUCAAUCGUCAAACACUGCCGUCAUUUGAAUGCAUUUCUGAUGGACUGCGGCCCGAGUGUCAACACCAAGACUAUCGACACGUUUUUCGCGAAGUUUGCCAAACAAUUGAAGACAAUCCGUGUCGUCGAUCACACGGAAAGUGAGACUAUUUGGAAGUCAUUUGCAAGAAAUGUGAAGUUUUGCACGAAUUUGCAUGAAUUGGAUGAUAGUUUCCGCGACUUCUGGUACAAUAUUCCUAAUGUGGUGUACAUGCGGAUCGUGACCAACAAAAUCACGGCAAAUGUGUUGAAUAGUGUGUCGAAACUCAGGAAUAUUCGUUACGUCGAACUCGACGGCAAUUCCACGUACAGACAAAAAGCUGUCCAGAAUCUCGCGAACAAAUGUCCCAAGUUAUACUGUAUUACAAGCGUCUAG